This is a messenger RNA of Mycotypha africana, 2136 nucleotides long. RefSeq lists its product as uncharacterized. The coding region runs from base 1 to 2136 and encodes 711 amino acids. The record is from RefSeq and is a predicted model, not a curated record. Gene Ontology annotation, molecular function: calcium ion binding; actin filament binding. The transcript has a single exon. Lineage: Eukaryota; Fungi; Mucoromycota; Mucoromycetes; Mucorales; Mycotyphaceae. Gene Ontology annotation, cellular component: focal adhesion.
AUGACAACUAAAACGCGAUUCAAAGCUUUGUAUGAUUGUACAGCAGACGAACCUGGUGAGCUUUCGUUCAAAGAGGGCGAUAUUUUAGUUGACGUAGUAGAAUCUGGCGAAGAGGGUUGGUACAAAGGUCGAAUUCAAAACACUUCGAAGAUUGGGUUGAUUCCGUUUAACUAUGUCUCUCCUUUGUCAUCAGACAAAGAUACUGAAGACAAAAAACAGUUACCACAGCUUGAAAUUGAAACAACUGGCUCGAAGAAUAGUACGGCGAGAGAAGAACAUAAGGCCCAACAACAACAACCACAGCCCCUUAAGCGUGUGGAUGCUUUUGAGGCUGCUAUGUCACCUACUAGACGAAUGAAUAAGCCGAAAAAUGUACUAUCACUCGCUUCCAAAGCAAUAGACUCUAAACCCUCUGUCAAUAUUUCCAAUAGCAGCAAUCAGACACCUCCGCCUAUUGUCAGUCCGAAACCAAGCAUUGCUACAACAGUGGGAUUGGGAAUGAAACCUUCAGCAGCGACCAUUUUUGAUAAAUCAGAACUCAAACCAUUAAAUAAAAAGGAUGUAGAAAGUGUAUUAAAACCAUCAGAGCUGGCUAAAGGUAACUCGCCGCUCGAAAAAGUGCUUGGUAGGAAUAACAGUAAUGACAACGUCCUGAGCAAUUUUCCUGCAAGACAAACUGCAACAGCGUCAUACAAAUCAACCGGUAGCAACACCAACGGUAUUGCACUUGUAAGGUUAGCCAAAAAGAAUGAAGGAAAGUCCAAUAGCAACGAUGUUGAAGAUGAGGAUGGGUACCAAAUGGUGAAGCCUUCACAAAUUCGUCAACGGCUAAACAGUAAUUCAUCCGUUGGUCAAAACAUUUCGACAAGACCCAGUUUUCCAGUGUCCUCAUCACCGCGACCGAAAACAGCUACUUCUUCUAAACCGCUCUUAAACAAUAACUCUACCUCUUUAUCGACUGGAACAACCAGUAGCCCAUCCUCAACGAAAAAUAGGCCCUCAUCAACGUCUUCGUCGGUCAACUUAGAUGAACUUUCCUCCAACAGUCCUAUGCCUCGUUUACCAUCACGUCCUGUAUCUGCUGCAGGAAGAAAAGCACGUAUGAGUAGAUUGUCGGCAAAUUCUUCAUCAUCAUCUCCAUCUGCACCUUCAGCUUCAGUGACAAAGCAAGUCGAUAGUAAACCGUUGUCUUUCGCCUUUGAAAAGAUCGCUACUAAUACUUUACCUACUUUGAAACCAAAACCACAAACUUGCACUGAUAAUGAUAAGAGUGAUAAAGACAAUAGAAAUAACAAUUCUCAACUGCAGCAACCCAACCUUCCACCUCGCCCCAAUAACAAGCUUCGUAGCUCCUCUAAUCCACCUCCAUUGCAAUCUAAACCGUCCAUGUCAUCUAUUGAAUUGUUACUUUCACGAAAUGAGCAACAGAAACCAACACCUCCUACGAAAAGCAAAACUCCCCCAGUGUUGACACAAAAACCUUCUGCACUAUCAACCAAAAUGCCCGAGUUACCCGCUCGACCUAAUUUAGGCUCAUGGGUGAAAGAUAACAAUGAUAGCAACAAAAAUGCUACUGUUAAGCCUUCCUUUUUAUUCAAUAGAACACGAUCCGCUACUAAUCCUCUUACAUCUAACAACCAAGCAGAAUGGUCGUCUAUUUCAAACAAAACAGCACCUCCUCAGCCGCAUACUCAACCACCAUCAACUCGUUCCAAGUCACCUAUUUCUCGAUCAAUCAAACCCCUCUCCCACGAAGCAUCUCAAACAACCGAUUCUCCUUCAACGUCGUUACCAACUUCCACUACUAUUACCACGAAUAAUAAAAAGAAACCUGCUCCGCCCCCACCUCCACCAUCCAGAGCGCCUAAAGGCAACAACAACAGAGGGCAGAAUCGGUACGAAAUGUUAUUUAACUCUGUUCAUGAUGACGGUUACGUUGAUGGUGAGACUGUUCAGUGUAUAUGGGUAAAGAGUAAAUUGUCCAAUGAAGAUUUGGCCAAUAUCUGGCGGGAAUGUGAUCCUGAACAUAAAGGUUUAUUAGAUAAAGAGGCAUUUAUAGAAGGCAUGACAAAGAUCGACGAGAUACUACUUCAAAAACAACAAUUGCAACAAAAGCAGACCACCGCUGCUAUGUAG